Molecule: messenger RNA, 1868 nt
Organism: Boleophthalmus pectinirostris (great blue-spotted mudskipper)
Lineage: Eukaryota; Metazoa; Chordata; Actinopteri; Gobiiformes; Gobiidae
Exons: 11
Coding region: 93-1835 (580 amino acids)
Molecular function (GO): calcium ion binding; serine-type endopeptidase activity
Source: RefSeq, a predicted model, not a curated record
CCUGCUCAGACCUGGAGGAAAACAACCGAGUGAAGUCUGACUGCUUUUACUUUUAGUCAGAUUUUACAGUAAAAUAUUACAUAAAAAAAUCUAUGUUUGUGAUGAAAAUGCCUCCAAGGAGACGGAAGAAGAGGAGUUUUGAGAGCGUGAUUUUUCUGAUUACAUUUGGGCUACAACUAUGUCAUGCUCAGCAGAUCAGCAAUGAGGAAGACACUGGUCCAUCAUCAGCUGACCACAGCACUGCCUUCUUCGCCCUGAGGAGCUGUCACCAGGUUUUGGGUGGAGAGAGUGGACUGUUCUUCUCCCCGGACUAUCUCUGUUCUAACCCCCCACUCUGGUGUAACUGGACCAUUCAAGUGCAUCCUGGGAAACGCAUCCACCUGCAGCUCAACGACCUCACCCCCGACGAUGAUUGUCUUUGGCGACGGGACCAAAUCCACAUCGAUGAGCCUGAGAGUCAAAGUCAAAAACACAGUGUUCUGCAGAAGUGCUGGAGAGAGGCCACGUACACCUCCUCCUCAAACACUGUGCAUGUGGUGCUGCUGAUUGAGGGCUCUCCUACGCCAACUUACAGGGGCUUCCACGGACAGUACCAGGCGUUUGGACCGCCUCAGAUCUACAACCCACAAGACCCAGCCCAUUCACCCAUCGAAUCCUCGGAGAAUAUCAGUGACUAUUCUGAAGAAACUGUGGAAACAAACUCACAAACAGAAGACAGAACUAAUGACGAUGAGGUGAACGUGACAGAUGAAGCCCUUUCAGAUUCAGAAAUUCCAGUUUAUGCCACAGAAUGGUCACCUGACCCACAACAAGAGCACCGUCCCAGCCCCAGAGUCUUCACUGCCAUUCGUCGAGAUGUGGAGACGAAUAGGGCGAUGGACCAAUCAGAUCAAUCGGACCAAUCAGAGGAGGAGACAAUCAGUGAAGCUGAUGAUGGGAUACUGGAGGAGUUGGAAGAAGAAUUAAAUAAGAACUGGGAAGUGGAUAGUGAAACUGUUCUAGAAAAGACAGCGCUGCCAUUUGACCAUAGAGCAGAGACCGGUGCUCAUGCAAAAUAUCACAGUCUACAUCUCCCAGGAGAUUUGCUGUUUGAAGUGUCGGUGGAGGUAAACGUGUCCCGAGACUCAGAGCCCUGGAAUGAUGUGGCCAGGACUUUGCUCCUCUCCACCCAGAAUCUGAUCAAAAAUCAGCUGAAGCCUACAUUUGUGUCUCGGAGCAUCUCAUCGAAACGGAUUAAACGGUUGAAUGCCGGGGUGCUGUUUAUCCUGUGGCUGCAGAUGGGGCCGAGGACCAGUGGACAUCACGCACAUGAGGAAGUCCACUCCGACCUCCUGAAGCUCAUUGGGUCCAGACUCGGACUCAAACCAACACAGGAAGACUCGGUGGUCAUGUCUCUGUCCACUGCAGAUGUGAAUGAAUGCCACACUCAGCUGAUGGCAUGUGAUCCAAAUGCAGACUGUGUGAACCACUUUGGCUCAUACUCCUGCCUCUGCCGGACCGGCUUCCAGGACCGGUCCAGAUCUGGAACUGGGACGGUCUGUGUGGGCACCACCAAUACUGACUGUUCCCCAGCACUCUCAUCCGAAGCCAAAGCUGUGUACAUCUUGUUUUUCCUGCUCAGCACUCUGGUCCUGUCUCUGCUCGUUCUCAUUGGUCUGUUUUACCAUCGUCAUAGGCGCGGGCACUUCCUGGUCCCGCCCUCUGACCCCAACAACAAUAGCAACGGUAACCAUGAUGACAUCGACCUGCCCCCGCCCCCGCCUCCACGCUGCCCCCCAGUGGACCUGCAGCUGCUGCGUUACAACACCAUCUUGCCUCAUGAGCCCAAGUCAUGAGAGAAUGUGAAUAAAUGAAGCAAAGAAAAUGCA